Molecule: messenger RNA, 1737 nt
Organism: Penicillium paradoxum
Lineage: Eukaryota; Fungi; Ascomycota; Eurotiomycetes; Eurotiales; Aspergillaceae
Product: rhomboid protease PCP1
Exons: 5
Coding region: 1-1737 (578 amino acids)
Cellular component (GO): membrane
Molecular function (GO): serine-type endopeptidase activity
Source: RefSeq, a predicted model, not a curated record
AUGAGCAACGCGGUCUGGGCCGCAUGGCGGACUCCAUGUCCAGGGCUCCGUGCCUCCAUACUAACCCCGGUAUCAUUCCGCCCUACUCGUCGUGACCUCCGCAUUACCCCAUGGCGCAUGUACAGCACCUCACAGCGCCCAUUCGGGUUGCCAGCUCCGAGUAUUCUCUCACAAUUAUUCUCUCGCCCGUCUCGGCCAACGUCAAUUUCCCUGCAACAAUACAAACCGGUCUCUGUUAGCGCCCGCCGCUUCAAACGUACAUCCGCCGCUUCUCCAAAGCCUAAGCCCAAGCCCAAAUCAGAUUGCUCGAAAGCCAUCCUUCGUGAAAAGCCUUUCUCCGAGGCCGAGAUCAAAACGAUCUUUGGCCAGCCCAAGUUUAACGCAAAGAUGGGAAACCGUAUCCUAACCGUUCUACACGGCCAUCGUCUGGCCGGCACGCUCGAUGCGGAAUUGCCAAUUGAAAUUGUCCGUGCCGUUACCCAGCAGCAGGUUGAUAUGGCUAUGGAAUGGCUGCGAAACGAGUACCCUGUGGACGAGGACGCUGCCAUUUUCGCCCGCAUCGAGCGUGAGGAUCGCGCCGAGGAAGAGAAGCUUGUGCGCCGGGCCGAGAGGUUGGGCUUGUAUAAACCACAGAGCGGCUCUUAUGAUGCCGAGCUCGGUGAGGAGGGCUCUCCUUAUGGCAAGAGUGUUCUGAAAGAGGCUCGUGAACGGAAUGAAAAGCGCUUGUUGGCUGAACAGGAGCGUAAAAGGCAAGAGUGGCUCGAUGGCGAGAAAGAAGAACAGGAACGAUUGCAACAGCAGUUUGGGAAGGAUACUUCGCUCCAACAAUAUCAAGAGCAAGCGCUUACUGAGGCUCGCCCCCGUGCGGAUCCGAUUGAGAGACCGUACCUCGCUUGGGUCCAGAAACAUCACAUUGCUGGAACCAACGAGAGCCCUGAGUCGAUGAACAUCACCAAUUCUCAACGUCUGCUCGCUCCACUGCUUUUCACUAUCGCGGUCCUUGGGCUUUGCUACACUUUUGCUCAAAAGUAUGAGUUCCCAGCACGGAAGGACCGCCUUAUGCCGGAUGUACCUCCUGCUGUUGCAACUGUCGGUGCCAUUGUGGCAGCUAACCUAACCGUCACUCUUCUAUGGAAAUACGUACCCCCUGCUUGGCGAUUGCUUAAUCGUUACUUUGUAAUUGUUCCCUUUUACCCCAGUGCACUGGGUAUGAUGGGAAGUACAUUCAGUCAUCAAACAUGGAGACAUCUUGGAACGAACAUGAUGGUGCUCGGACUUAUGGGAACCCGAGUUCACGAUGAAAUUGGUCGUGGAAACUUCCUGGCCAUUUACUUCGCCUCCGGCGCGAUGGGGUCUAUUUUCUCAUUGACCCGCAGCGUUAUCCUCGGCCGCCUGGGCAUGACCUCUCUCGGAGCCAGUGCUGCGACCAGCGGUAUCGUCGCCGCAUGGUGCAUGUCUCAUUUCGACGACAAACUCACCCUGUGGAUUCUUCCCCAGGGACUUCAAGAACAAAUUUGGACCUACGGCUGGGUGUUCCUUGGCUGCCUGGUCGGCACUGAGAUCUUCAGCUUGGUGGCUCCCGCUUUCUUAUUCCGCGCUUGGCCCCUCUCUCGGCUGACCAAGAUGGACCACGCUGCCCAUCUAGGUGGGUACGUUACUGGUGCCGGAUGUGGAUAUACCCUCAUGCAGAAAAAGAAGGAGCGUGAGAGAAAGGCGAAACAGUCAAAGUGGAUUUAG